AUGCCAAGCUUGAAUACCGAUGCUAAUAUUGUUGGCAAUUGCAGAGAAAUCAUCACAAUUCAAGCCGGCCAGUGCGGCAACAACGUCGGCAGUCAGUUUUGGCAGCAGCUUUGCCAGGAGCAUGGGAUCAGCGCAGAUGGAAACUUGGAAGAGCAUGCGACCGACGGGGCGGCCGGUGAUCGCAAAGAUGUCUUCUUCUACCAGAGUGACGACACAAGGUACAUCCCUCGAGCGAUUCUCCUCGAUUUAGAACCCAGGGUCCUCAACGCCAUCCAAACUGGCCCUUACAAGAAUAUUUACAACCCCGAGAACUUCUUCGUCGGACAACAAGGUAUCGGAGCUGGAAACAAUUGGGGUACCGGAUAUGCUGCAGGCGAGGGCGUACAAGAGGAGAUUUUCGAUAUGAUCGACCGCGAAGCAGACGGAAGUGACUCACUAGAGGGAUUUAUGCUUCUACAUUCGAUCGCAGGAGGAACAGGCUCCGGACUGGGAAGUUUCAUCCUGGAGCGCAUGAACGAUCGAUUCCCGAAGAAACUCAUCCAAACCUACUCUGUCUUCCCGGACACACAGUCCGAUGUCGUCGUCAACCCUUACAACAGUUUGCUUGCCAUGCGACGAUUGACCCAGGAUGCUGACUCUGUGGUCGUCCUCGACAAUGGUGCUCUGUCACGAAUUGUCGCCGAUCGGCUCCACGUUCAAGAGCCCUCGUUCCACCAAACGAACCAACUCGUUUCAACGGUGAUGUCUGCAUCUACAACCACACUACGAUACCCUGGGUACAUGCACAACGAUCUUGCCGGGAUCAUCGCCUCGCUCAUCCCUACCCCACGCAGCCACUUCCUUCUCACAUCAUACACACCUUUCACGGGCGCCAACAUCGAGCAAGCCAGGACAGUGCGAAAGACAACUGUGCUAGACGUCAUGCGUCGCCUUCUACAGCCCAAGAACCGCAUGGUCUCCGUCAACCCCAGCAAAUCCAGCUGCUACAUCAGCAUCCUCAACAUCAUCCAGGGCGAAGCCGACCCGACCGACGUGCACAAGUCACUGCUACGUAUUCGGGAGCGUCGCCUCGCUUCUUUCAUCCCCUGGGGCCCUGCCAGUAUCCAGGUUGCUCUAACGAAGAAAUCCCCGUAUAUCGAGGAAACCGGCCACCGCGUCAGUGGGCUGAUGUUGGCCAACCACACCUCUGUCGCGACCCUAUUCAAGCGCAUUGUGAAGCACUACGACAUGCUCCGCAAGCGCAAUGCCUUCUUGGAUUCAUAUAAGAAGGAAGCGCCAUUUGCUGACGGACUUGGCGAAUUUGACGAGGCACGUGCGGUUGUGAUGGAUCUGAUCGGUGAGUACGAGGCAGCCGAGCGAGAGGAUUAUCUGGAUCCAGAUGCAGGCAAGGCAAACGACCCUGGGGUAUGA
Messenger RNA from Penicillium hordei, 1410 nucleotides. Its product is annotated as gamma-tubulin mipA. Gene Ontology annotation, cellular component: nucleus; gamma-tubulin complex; cytoplasm. Gene Ontology annotation, biological process: mitotic cell cycle; mitotic sister chromatid segregation; mitotic spindle organization. The transcript has 5 exons. The coding region runs from base 1 to 1410 and encodes 469 amino acids. NCBI's taxonomy places the organism in Eukaryota, Fungi, Ascomycota, Eurotiomycetes, Eurotiales, Aspergillaceae. Gene Ontology annotation, molecular function: structural constituent of cytoskeleton; GTP binding. The record is from RefSeq and is a predicted model, not a curated record.